AACACGCCUAGUGUAAACUGUACACGCUCAGUAUCGAGGCGUGAGGAACUGAAACGGUUUCUCGCGCGGAUGAUCGUUGUAAAGACGCAGCGCAUCCAGUUGUGUAAAAAAAUACACAAACGUUUCCGCGUGUGCAUUUACUCGGUAAUGUCGGGUGCAGUGCAACAUCUGUGCCAACGGAUCGGGCUACUGGCAUAUGCUGUCGUCUCGUGAUAAGGUGAAGCUGUCUCCAUGGCGACCAGCAUGGUUCCCGGGGACAACCUGCCGACGUAUAAACUGGUGGUGGUCGGAGACGGAGGAGUCGGGAAAAGCGCUCUCACCAUCCAGUUCUUCCAGAAGAUCUUCGUCCCCGAUUACGACCCCACCAUUGAGGACUCGUACCUCAAACACACCGAGAUUGAUGGGCAGUGGGCCAUUCUGGAUGUUCUAGACACAGCAGGACAGGAAGAGUUCAGUGCCAUGAGAGAGCAGUACAUGAGGACAGGAGACGGAUUUCUCAUCGUCUUCUCAGUCACCGAUAAAGCCAGUUUUGAGCACAUCGACCGUUUCCAUCAGCUCAUCCUGAGAGUAAAGGACAGGGAGUCUUUUCCAAUGGUCCUAGUUGCGAAUAAAGUCGAUCUGGUGCAUCUGCGCAAGAUCACAAGUGAUCAGGGUCGGGAAAUGGCCACCAAACAUAGCAUCACGUAUAUCGAAACGAGUGCGAAGGAUCCACCCAUGAAUGUAGACAAAGCGUUUCAUGAGCUUGUCAGAGUGAUUCGUCAGCAGAUUCCAGAACGGGGUCUGAAGAAAAAGAGGAAGGCCAAAUGGCGGGCGGACAGACCUUCGGGUUCCCAGAGGCUGCACUGCGUUAUACUGUGACCGCACACCUCUAUCUCUGGGCGUCAGUUCUGCGAUGAUGAUCCCGUGACUCGGACUGUUAAAACACCACACGCACACACACAUGCACACAAAGCUAUGAUGAUAUCCAGGAUUUAGGGAACACAAUUUGAAGAAUCCAAAAUGUCUGAAAUUCCGCAUUGGUGGAAUUUUCGUAACAGGUGAAGGUUUCCCUGGAUGUCACGGCAGGUUUCUAGCGCUGUUCACUCACGUAACCUCUCAGAGAACAAUUGAAAAACAUCCUUUCUGAGGCCUUGUUUUAUAUUGUGUUUCUAUAUUUAUCGUGCUGAAUUCUAUAUUGUUAAGUGAUUGUUAAAACGGCACUAAGUCCUGUUCGGGGAAUAGACAUUUUUACUCAUCACAAUUCACAAGGAUAUAGAUAUAAAGUAGUCAGCGAGGGAUGAACCGCCUACCCGAAGGGUAGAACAAAUACUGGUUACCAUACUUACAAUUUUUUUUUUUUUUUUAGGGGAACCGAAGGUACAUUUCAGAUUCACUUAUUGCUAUUGUAGUUAUAGAAAAUAUAACAGCUGUGCCAAAAUUAAACGUUUACAUUAUUUAGCAGACGAUUUUAUCCCUGAAAGAGCAUUUAAUAUACACUCUUUAAACAUAAAUAUAGUUAAAAUGUAAAUAAAUCUUAUGGAUCAUGCAGGAACUAAAACAUAAGCAUCAUUUUGUCAUUUUACCCUAAAUAUAUGUAAAUGUUACAUUUACUGUUUCUACAUUCCUUUAAAUUUUAGAUAUUUUAUGAAAAAUCAUAAAGCUAACUAUGAUUUUUUUUUUAAAAUAAUUUAUACAUUUGACUUGAUUUAUAUAUUAUUUUAAAAUUUUGUUUAAUUAUGGUAACUAGAAUUUGUCUCUCCCCACGCACACACUAAAUCACGCCUGUAUGUGACAUGUUGCCAACUUUAACUAUAAUGAAAGGAUAUAUAUAUAUAUACAGUAUAUAUAUAUAUAUAUAUAAUACAUUAGCUGAUUGUAGAUCAGUACUUCUACUCUGAAAGUUUUGUACAUGAAAUGCCUGAUCUUUCUUAAGUUGCCAUAAAACUGAGUAAAUCAGUGAUUGCACAAAAACGUCAGUGUUAUGUAAUUCUACAUUGUUACAUCAUAAGAACAUUAUGAGGUCAUAAUGUUUCAGAAGAGUUCCGCUUCGCAUCGUCACUUUAUUUUAAGCGUGUUUUGAAGUUCUCAUUGAUGUUUUGAAUGUAACGUCUGUCGUUCCAUACUGUACGCCUAUUUCUACGUUUUGCUUUUCGAGAUUUCUAAAGUCCAGCUUUAGUGUUUAGCUUAAAAUAACAUCGACUAAGUAGCCCGUUUAGGCGGUAUGGUUUGUUUCGUGAUUGUAUACUGCUCUCGUUUUGGCUACUUGUUAUUUUAAUUCUUACGACAGCAUAUCUGUUUUGUUUCUAGACUGGAAAUGAGAUGUCUUGACAUCUGAUGUCGACUUUGUUCGAAACUUGGUGCAAAUUUUGUGGUUCGGUUAUUACUGGUUUUUUUUUUGCUUUCUUUUUAAAAGUAAUUUAUUCUAUAGAUUCUGUGUGUUCUGUGAUCAUGUUUGUACAAAGAUUGUAACGACCAAUUGAGGCCAAAAACAGCUCUGAAAAGAAGGGAAUUUUUACAUCGGGAAUAUUGUAAGAAUUUGUAAAGUGGAAUGUAAACAUAUUAUAAUAAAUAAUGGAUAAAUUGAUCAAA
Molecule: messenger RNA, 2568 nt
Organism: Misgurnus anguillicaudatus (oriental weatherfish)
Lineage: Eukaryota; Metazoa; Chordata; Actinopteri; Cypriniformes; Cobitidae
Gene: mrasb
Product: muscle RAS oncogene homolog b
Biological process (GO): signal transduction
Cellular component (GO): membrane
Molecular function (GO): GTP binding; GTPase activity
Source: RefSeq, a predicted model, not a curated record